This is a messenger RNA of Necator americanus (New World hookworm), 417 nucleotides long. RefSeq lists its product as uncharacterized. Gene Ontology annotation, molecular function: histone H3K4 methyltransferase activity; single-stranded DNA endonuclease activity; double-stranded DNA binding. The coding region runs from base 1 to 417 and encodes 138 amino acids. Lineage: Eukaryota; Metazoa; Nematoda; Chromadorea; Rhabditida; Ancylostomatidae. Gene Ontology annotation, cellular component: condensed chromosome; nucleus; site of double-strand break. Gene Ontology annotation, biological process: replication fork processing; double-strand break repair via nonhomologous end joining; mitotic DNA integrity checkpoint signaling. The transcript has a single exon. The record is from RefSeq and is a predicted model, not a curated record.
AUGGAAUCUACCUUUUCGAACUGCUGCCGGACAGCACGACAGUUACUGCCGAGGUCUUCUACGCUCAACUGCAAAGACUGGCCUCAAGAUCCGCAAGGAGCACCCGGAGCUCAACAAGAUUCGCCUGCUGCACGAUACAUCGCGAAGAAGACUUCCCAGAAAAUUCUGGAGCUCGGAUGGGAAGUUCUACCGCACCCACCGUACAGCCCGGACCUGGCCCCGAGCGACCACCUCUUCCGAUCGCUUCAGCAUCACCUGGAAGAGAAGCGCUACGAUGAUCGUGACCACCUCGAAAAUGACCUUCGUGCUUUCUUCGCCUCCAAGUCGCCGGAGUUCUACGCCAAAGGAAUCCGUGAUCUUGUGAGACGUUGGCAGAAGGUUGUCGAUGUUGAUCGUCGAAUAAUAAAAUGUUGUUAA